Messenger RNA from Periconia digitata, 1280 nucleotides. The record is from the annotation of a GenBank genome assembly. Lineage: Eukaryota; Fungi; Ascomycota; Dothideomycetes; Pleosporales; Periconiaceae.
UCCUGAUGAUCCCCUCUUUACUCGUGCGCGCUAUCCUCAGUGUUUCUUUGACAUUGUAUUCUUUCUUUCCGUAUUCUUGUUUUACGCAUGACCCUAAUCCUACGAGCGGGUACUCUUGUAGUUCAUCGACCAUGCACUCUAUCGAGGUCUUCCUUGAGCUCGGCAUCGGUUGGAUGAUUAUUGUUUUUCGCAUCUUUGCUCGCUCGCGUCAGUUGGGCAUCACGAAACUCCAGAUCGAUGACUACCUAAUGGUGUUUGCCGGGUGCCUCUACGCUGGCGAAGUCACCUGCGCAUACUUUGUCGCAGAAAUGACCAGACAGCAAAGAGCGGCCAACAGACCGAGAGCGACACCUCGAUUGUUCGACCGCGAAAGCGCAGGCAAGAUCUUCCUCGCCGGGUGGCUGACGUACACGGCGCUGAUAUGGACGUUGAAAACGUGUAUCUUGCUGUUUUAUUCGCGCUUGACGCAAAACGUGCAUAUCAACAACAUGAGGCUUCGCAUUCGAAUUGGUGCUUUUGCGCUCGCUAUUACUUUUGUUUCGCUGGUCUGUGUUAUACUUCUCGUUUGCUCACCACUGCAACCGGAAUGGCAAAAUGGGCCGCAUCCUGGAGGUACAUGCCGUGGAUCAUCUGCCAACAGCAACACAUACGUGAUGCUCGUUUUCAACGUCCUCACUGACGUGUAUCUCAUGUACCUCCCAAUCCCAGUGAUAUGGGCUGCGAAACUGGAUUUGAAGCGGAAAUUCGGCUUGACAGCUCUUUUCGCGGGCGCCGUCGUAACAGCAGUUUUCGGGUUCUUGCGAUGCAUCAGUAUCGUAACUUCACCCGGUCUUGAAGGCGCAAGUGUAGCGGGACUCUGGUCCGCCCGCGAGUCAUGCACCGCCGUAAUCGUAACGAACAUCCCGCUUAUCUACCCCUACGUAAACCAGCUUCGUCACUCUAUCAAAGCAGCGGCUUCUCGCUCAGGCACAGGAUACGGGUACGGGAGCUACGGGAACGGCAGUGGUGCUGGAAAGGAUGCGGCGCAUGCAUCCAGUCUCUCGAAGAGUACAAGAAAUAAAAAGAGGAGUUUGUAUGCUAUACCUGGGGAUACGGUAGUGGAUGGAAACGAGAGCGUGGAACGGAUUGUGCAGAGUCCGGGGUUACGGAGCGACAGGGGAGAUAUUGAGAUGGGGGAAAGGUUUCGACGGAGGUCAGUGGAUAGUUUGGGGAUUCGAGUGGAAAGGAGUGUGCAGGUUCAUAGCUCUAGAGUGCAGGGAGAUGGGAACGAUAGGUGGUGA